Orbicella faveolata is the source of this 629-nucleotide messenger RNA. RefSeq lists its product as uncharacterized. Lineage: Eukaryota; Metazoa; Cnidaria; Anthozoa; Scleractinia; Merulinidae. The record is from RefSeq and is a predicted model, not a curated record.
CCUUUAUGACUUCAAAAGUAACAUAUCGAUGCGUCGAGACAAUGGCAAGGCCACUUGUUAUUUGGGGCCACUGCCAAACGACUUGCCAAAACCCGCUGACCUAAGGACUGGAUUGCAAAGGGUAUCUGAAACUUCUUCAAAAAGAAAGGUCAUUGUCCAAAAGUACUGGGCUGUUUCAGAAGAGGUCGACAAAGCUCUCCUCAGAGAAGCAGUGCAGGACUUCUGUGGCCAGUUUCCAGUCUUUCGCUUGCAAGAAGUUGACUUGAACAUGUUGAGCUCUGCCGCAGCUGGCUUUAGGGACAAUGGACGAACUCGUUUUGCAAGAAUGAUCGAACUUAGCAACGUACCUUUCUGUAGGAAACAAAUGGCUUCAAGACUGAGACGUUGCCAUCCAGAAAAUUGGCUUUAUAAUUAUUUGAUCCGCCAACGUCACUCCACUUGGUGGGUGAGAGAUUGCAAGUACAACCCGCAAACUUUUUCCAUGAUGUGUGAGGGAAUUGAGCACAUGUUCAAUAGCAUUAUUUGCUUCACAAUUCGUUGUCCUUAAAUGAAUUGAAAUGUCCUGUCGUGAACGAAAUUGUUCAAGAUUGACUGCACACGGAGAAAUAAAAUACAGCUUUGAAAACUCA